AUGAAUGAUAAUGGGGACAGUAUAGGAUGGCCGAGGAGUGAAGACAAUAUAGAGGGAAUUAUAAAGGAGGAUGAUGAUGAGGACACUAUAGGGUGGGGGAGGAAUGAAGAACGUAUAAAAGGAAUUAGGAGGGUGGAUGAUGAUGAGGACAGUAAAGGGUGGCUGAGGAAUGAAGAACGUAUAAAAGGAAUUAUCAGGGAUGAUGAGGACAGUAAAGGGUGGCUGAGGAAUGAAGAACGUAUAAAAGGAAUUAUCAGGGAUGAUGAGGACAGUAAAGGGUGGCUGAGGAAUGAAGAACGUAUAAAAGGAAUUGGGAGGGAUGAUGAGAACAGUAAAGGGUGGCUGAGGAAUGAAGAACGUAUUAAAGAAAUUAGGAGGGUGGAUGAUGAUGAGGACAGUAAAGGGUGGCUGAGGAAUGAAGAACGUAUAAAAGGAAUUAGGAGGGAAGAUGAUGAUGAGAACAGUAAAGGGUGGCUGAAGAAUGAAGAACGUAUAAAAGAAAUUAGGAGGGUGAAUGAUGAUGACAGUAUAGGGUGGCUGAGGAAUGAAGAACGUAUAAAAGGAAUUGGGAGGGAUGAUGAGAACAGUAAAGGGUGGCUGAGGAAUGAAGAACGUAUAAAAGGAAUUAGGAGGGAUGAUGAUGAUGAUGACGACAGUAAAGGGUGGCUUAGGAAUGAAGAACGUAUAAACGGAAUUGGGAGGGAUGAUGAGAACAGUAAAGGGUGGCUGAGGAAUGAAGAACGUAUAAAAGGAAUUAGGAGGGAUGAUGAUGAUGAUGAGGACAGUAAAGGGUGGCUUAGGAAUGAAGAACGUAUAAACGGAAUUAGGAGGGAGGCUGCUGAUGAUGAUGAUGAUGAGGACAGUAAAGGGUGGCUGAGGAAUGAAGAAAGUAUAAAAGGAAUUAGGAGGGUGGAUGAUGAUGAUGAGGACAGUAAAGGGUGGCUGAGGAAUGAAGAACGUAUAAAAGGAAUUGGGAGGGAUGAUGAGAACAGUAAAGGGUGGCUGAGGAAUGAAGAACGUAUAAAAGGAAUUAGGAGGGUGGAUGAUGAUGAGGACAGUAAAGGGUGGCUGAGGAAUGAAGAACGUAUAAAAGGAAUUAGGAGGGAGGAUGAUGAUGAGGACAGUAAAGGGUGGCUGAGGAAUGAAGAACGUAUAAAAGGAAUUAGGAGGGAUUAUGAUGAUGAGGACAGUAUAGGGUGGCUGAGGAAUGAAGAACGUAUAAAAGGAAUUAGGAGGGUGGAUGAUGAUGAUGAGGACAGUAAAGGGUGGCUGAGGAAUGAAGAACGUAUAAAAGGAAUUAGGAAGGUGGAUGAUGAUGAGGACAGUAAAGGGUGGCUGAGGAAUGAAGAACGUAUAAAAGGAAUUAGGAGGGAUGAUGAGGACAGUAAAGGGUGGCUGAGGAAUGAAGAACGUAUAAAAGGAAUUAGGAGGGAUGAUGAUGAUGAUGAUGAGGACAGUAAAGGGUGGCUGAGGAAUGAAGAACGUAUAAAAGGAUUUGGGAGGGAUGAUGAGGACAGUAAAGGGUGGCUGAGGAAUGAAGAACGUAUAAAAGGAAUUAGGAGGGAUUAUGAUGAUGAGGACAGUAUAGGGUGGCUGAGGAAUGAAGAACGUAUAAAAGGAAUUAGGAGGGAUGAUGAGGACAGUAAAGGGUGGCUGAGGAAUGAAGAACGUAUAAAAGGAUUUGGGAGGGAUGAUGAGGACAGUAAAGGGUGGCUGAGGAAUGAAGAACGUAUAAAAGGAAUUAGGAGGGAUUAUGAUGAUGAGGACAGUAUAGGGUGGCUGAGGAAUGAAGAACGUAUAAAAGGAAUUGGGAGGGAUGAUGAGAACAGUAAAGGGUGGCUGAGGAAUGAAGAACGUAUAAAAGGAAUUAGGAGGGAAGAUGAUGAUGAGGACAGUAAAGGGUGGCUGAGGAAUGAAGAACGUAUAAAAGGAAUUAGGAGGGAAGAUGAUGAGGACAGUAAAGGGUGGCUGAGGAAUGAAGAACGUAUAAAAGGAAUUAGAAAGGAGGAUGAUGAUGAUGAGGACAGUAAAGGGUGGCUGAGGAAUGAAGAACGUAAAAAAGGAAUUAGGAGGGAGGAUGAUGAUGAGGACAGUAAAGGGUGGCUGAGGAAUGAAGAACGUAUAAAAGGAAUUAGGAGGGAAGAUGAUGAUGAGAACAGUAAAGGGUGGCUGAGGAAUGAAGAACGUAUAAAAGGAAUUAGGAGGGAUGAUGAGGACAGUAUAGGGUGGCUGAGGAAUGAAGAACGUAUAAAAGGAAUUAGGAGGGAAGAUGAUGAUGAGGACAGUAAAGGGUGGCUGAGGAAUGAAGAAUGUAUAAAAGGAAUUAGGAGGGAAGAUGAUGAUGAGGACAGUAAAGGGUGGCUGAGGAAUGAAGAACGUAUAAAAGGAAUUAGGAGGGAAGAUGAUGAUGAUAAGGACAGUAAAGGGUGGCUGAGGAAUGAAGAACGUAUAAAAGGAAUUAGGAGGGAUGAUGAUGAUGAUGAGGACAGUAAAGGGUGGCUGAGGAAUGAAGAACGCAUAAAAGGAAUUAGGAGGGAUGAUGAUGAUGAUGAGGACAGUAAAGGGUGGCUGAGGAAUGAAGAACGUAUAAAAGGAAUUAGGAGGGAAGAUGAUGAUGAUAAGGACAGUAAAGGGUGGCUGAGGAAUGAAGAACGUAUAAAAGGAAUUAGGAGGGAGGAUGAUGAUGAGGACAGUAAAGGGUGGCUGAGGAAUGAAGAACGUAUAAAAGGAAUUAGGAGGGAUGAUGAUGAUGAUGAUGAGGACAGUAAAGGGUGGCUGAGGAAUAAAGAACGUAUAAAAGGAAUUGGGAGGGAUGAUGAGAACAGUAAAGGGUGGCUGAGGAAUGAAGAACGUAUAAAAGGAAUUAGGAGGGUGGAUGAUGAUGAUGAGGACGGUAAAGGGUGGCUGAGGAAUGAAGAACGUAUAAAAGGAAUUAGGAGGGAUGAUGAUGAUGAUGAGGACAGUAAAGGGUGGCUGAGGAAUGAAGAACGUAUAAAAGGAAUUAGGAGGGAUGAUGAUGAGGACAGUAUAGGGAGGGAGGAUGAUGAUGAGGACAGUAAAGGGUGGCUGAGGAAUGAAGAACGUAUAAAAGGAAUUAGAAGGGAUGAUGGUGAUGAGGACAGUAAAGGGUGGCUGAGGAAUGAAGAACGUAUAAAAGGAAUUAGGAGGGAGGAUGAGGACAGUAAAGGGUGGCUGAGGAAUGAAGAACGUAUAAAAGGAAUUAGGAGGGAAGAUGAUGAUGAGGACAGUAAAGGGUGGCUGAGGAAUGAAGAACGUAUAAAAGGAAUUAGGAGGGAAGAUGAUGAUGAUGAGGACAGUAAAGGGUGGCUGAGGAAUGAAGAACGUAUAAAAGGAAUUAGGAGGGAAGAUGAUGAUGAGGACAGUAAAGGGUGGCUGAGGAAUGAAGAACGUAUAAAAGGAAUUAGGAGGGAAGAUGAUGAUGAGGACAGUAAAGGGUGGCUGAGGAAUGAAGAACGUAUAAAAGGAAUUAGGAGGGAAGAUGAUGAUGAUAAGGACAGUAAAGGGUGGCUGAGGAAUGAAGAACGUAUAAAAGGAAUUAGGAGGGAUGAUGAUGAUGAUGACAGUAAAGGGUGGCUGAGGAAUGAAGAAUGCAUAAAAGGAAUUAGGAGGGAUGAUGAUGAUGAUGAGGACAGUAAAGGGUGGCUGAGGAAUGAAGAACGUAUAAAAGGAAUUAGGAGGGAAGAUGAUGAUGAUAAGGACAGUAAAGGGUGGCUGAGGAAUGAAGAACGUAUAAAAGGAAUUAGGAGGGAGGAUGAUGAUGAGGACAGUAAAGGGUGGCUGAGGAAUGAAGAACGUAUAAAAGGAAUUAGGAGGGAUGAUGAUGAUGAUGAUGAGGACAGUAAAGGGUGGCUGAGGAAUAAAGAACGUAUAAAAGGAAUUGGGAGGGAUGAUGAGAACAGUAAAGGGUGGCUGAGGAAUGAAGAACGUAUAAAAGGAAUUAGGAGGGUGGAUGAUGAUGAUGAGGACGGUAAAGGGUGGCUGAGGAAUGAAGAACGUAUAAAAGGAAUUAGGAGGGAUGAUGAUGAUGAUGAGGACAGUAAAGGGUGGCUGAGGAAUGAAGAACGUAUAAAAGGAAUUAGGAGGGAUGAUGAUGAGGACAGUAUAGGGUGGCUGAGGAAUGAAGAACGUAUAAAAGGAAUUAGGAGGGAUGAUGAGGACAGUAAAGGGUGGCUGAGGAAUGAAGAAAGUAUAAAAUGA
This is a messenger RNA of Rana temporaria (common frog), 4218 nucleotides long. Its product is annotated as trichohyalin-like. The record is from RefSeq and is a predicted model, not a curated record. Bases 1 to 4218 code for a protein of 1405 amino acids. Lineage: Eukaryota; Metazoa; Chordata; Amphibia; Anura; Ranidae. The transcript has 2 exons.